Bombina bombina (fire-bellied toad) is the source of this 4432-nucleotide messenger RNA. It is a transcript of the gene AKAP1, whose product is annotated as A-kinase anchoring protein 1. Bases 135 to 3584 code for a protein of 1149 amino acids. The record is from RefSeq and is a predicted model, not a curated record. Gene Ontology annotation, molecular function: RNA binding. Lineage: Eukaryota; Metazoa; Chordata; Amphibia; Anura; Bombinatoridae. The transcript has 12 exons.
ACACCGAACACGGAGCAGUGGUAGAAGCUCUCGGCUUUAGGUAGUUAAUGGAAGCCAAGUGCUCAACCAAGUCCGUAUUUUGGAACGGCCGCUCACGUGACCUCUAGUGACUGAUUUCAAUAAUCCAAUAUGGAAUGUCCUUACAAAAUUUUCAUGCAAAAAGUGCCCAAGAGUCCUCUGUGUUUAUUGAAAUAAAUGUUUCAUUGUGGAGAACUUUAAAGAUGGCUUUACGUCUGCGCAUUAUCUUCCCCUACGCGUUACCUGGAGUGCUGGCACUUAUUGGUUGGUGGUGGUUUUUUUCUCGAAAGAAAGAGAAAAGUAGUAACCAAGAAAAGCGCAUCACAGACUCUGCACUUGAAGUAGAGGCACUGGAUGAACUAAAAGAACUUGUUUCCACAGAGGAAGUUAUAAAUGAUUCAACUACACUAUCUUCGCAGCUGGACCUAGAGGAGAGCAGUGUAGUGCCAAGCUGCACCUCUUGUUCUUUGUCAUCAGCAGAACUGAUGGUUUACUUGUCAGAAGAAAAAUCUGAUGGCAUAUGUAAGACCAGACAAAGAGAAUCCAUAAUUCCAAGCAAUAUUGUAUGCCCUUCACAACCGUUUGCUGAUGCUAUGUUUAGUACACCCUUUAACACUGACAAACAUGACGAUUUGGAACCAUGUGGUUCUGACAAUACAAAGGAACUGGAGGCACUGGUUGAUCAGACAGAGCUCAUAACCACAGGGGAAGUUCUACAUUAUUCAGUAAUACAGUCUGUGCAGCUGGACCAAGAGAGCAGCAUUCUGCAGAGCUGUUCGUCAUGCUCCUUGUCAGCAGAUCUAGUGGUUUCGUCAUUUGAUGCCAACUCUGACUGCAUAUUUGAGGAGAGCAUAGAAAAUGAGUCCAAAGGUACAAACAAUAUACAAUUCUCAGAAGAGACAACUAUACCUCUAAGUGGGGUAUUAAAAAUGCAAUCAGAUGCUUAUGGAGGCAGAAAUGAAGAUGUUGAAAAUAAAGUUUCAGAUUCUAAAACACUUCUCUAUAGCUUACAUGAGAACAUAAAAGUAAAAAAUGACCCAGAAGGGGUUUCUGAACUUAAAACUGAUGUUUUAUUAACUUUAAAUAAAUCUAGUGACAACACAAUUGAAUUAGAGCAUGAUGCUGGGGAAGUUUUUGAGAACUGCAUGCUAAAUAAAGAACUUGCACUUUAUGUACAGGACACAUGUUCAAAAAACCCUGAAACUUCCUUGAUAGGAAAUGAUUGUCUUGCAGCGGCACAUCAGAAAAGAGAUGAACAUGUGAGAACAGCCCCUGAAACCAAAGUAAUUGAGAGUGAUAAGGCAGGUGUCUUAGAGGGUAGUGACAUCCAUGAACUCAGCUCAUCAGAAAAAUGUCAUUCUGAGACUUUGCAGAAGAGUAUGGUUUCUCAUGAACCGCAGCCGAAGAGUUGCGUAGAAAGUGUACAGACCAGUUAUAAGGAGGUAGAAACAUUGAGUAAAGUACCUGUAUUAGUUCAACAUGCAUCAACAAAGGAAGAUGAAAGGGAAAAUAUUAAAGAUCCCAGUUGGAUUUUAGAAAACCACACAGAGCAUUGUUUGACAGAAUGUCUUGAAGUUGUUCUAAGAAAGAAAGAAACCGACAGUAUGUUGAAAUGCAGUACUACUCCUGGUUUCAAGGAAGAACAUCUUGACCAUGGUAGCAUGGAGUCUGUAGCCAAAGAUCUGCUGUCCAGUAGCUGUAUAGAGUCUGGCUGUACCGGAAUAUUAGUACAAGACAUUGAUGCCAAUCUACUAAAUGCAUUUUCUCAGGAUUUUGGAAAUUAUGAGCAUUUGCCGACCUCUGAAACCGCAACUAAAAAGGUAUCUGGAGAGAUCUCAGGAGCAUUACUUGGAGAAUAUGAAGUAAAGAUGGUAGAGCAGUUGGCAUUUAACAUUAUUUCCCAAGUAAUUGUAGCUGCAAAGCAAGAAAUUCUUUCUGGCACAUUGAGUGAUAGGUCAGAUACAAGUUGCCAGAUAAUUCAUGACAAACUUUGCGACUCAGAUGUAGAGACAUGCACAUCUACACAAAGUAAUCCUUUUGCACUUGAGCAGGUUAGCUCUGCUUCUAAUGAACAAACUGAACACUUCUAUGAAAAAGACCUGUCCUGUGAGUGUACACACCAAGAAUUCAAAUAUAUGGAAAAUAUUAAAAGUAAAAGAGGCAAGGCCAAUACAUCUUUAAUGGAGGAAGAAAUGCAAAUACCAAAGACAUCGGAGGGAACGAUACACAAAGAUCCAAACCUCAGUCCAGUUCAAGCUGGCGAUUCUUUUGAUGAAGCACAUAUGGUUAUAGAGGACUCUAGUUUAAGUGUCUGUACGUCAGAAGAUGGGAUAUGCAUGGACGAUCAUUUGCAUAGCACUAGACUAUCAAGUUUUACUAUUAGUUCCUAUGAUACUCUGAGCACAUCGGGUAUAGAAUUAUCAAGUGAGCAGAUUAGUAUGUCAAAAGUGAAAGUGAAGAAUGCUAAAGAAGUGGUGAAUAAGGGAGUUGUAUACAGCAAUGGAGAUAUAAAGGGAGGCUCUCCAGAUGUGAAAAAUGAGGCAUCUUGGACAGCAGAAAAUGAAGCUGAUCACUCCGGAGGAUCUGAUGUCAACAGCAUGGACUCUGUGGAUAGUGGUUGUGCUCUGGUAAAUAUUGACCAGCUUUCGAAUAACAAGCAGAAGGUGGAAGGAAAAUCGUCAGAUCUUGUCAUCUGGGAAUUUAUGGUGCCAUCGCAUUUGGUUGGUCGAUUAAUUGGGAAACAAGGAAGAUUUGUGACCUACUUGAAGGAAUCUUCUGGGGCUAAAAUUUAUAUUUCAACACUGCCUUACACACAAGAUGUUCAAAUUUGUCACAUAGAAGGCUCUCAGCAACAGGUUGACAGACUGCUAAGCCUAAUUGGCAAGAAAUUUAAAGAUCUAAACCUCACAAAUAUCUAUGCUCCCCCUUCUCCUGUAGCCUUGCACUCACUUCCUAUGACUUCAUGGCUAAUGCUCCCUAAUGGGGUCACAGUUGAAGUCAUAGUGGUCAAUGUAGUCAAUGCAGGACACAUGUUUGUGCAACAGCACACACAUCCUACAUUUCAUGCUCUUCGUAGUUUGGACCAACAGAUGCAUCUCUGUUAUUCUCAACCUGGUAUUCCAUCCUUGCCCACUCCAGUGGAAGUUGGUGUUAUCUGCGCAGCACCAGUUGACGAUAACACAUGGUGGAGGGCUCAAGUUGUUGCCUACUUCAAAGAAAGUGAUGAGGUGGAUAUAAGAUAUGUGGAUUAUGGAGGAUAUGAAAGAGUCAAGAUUGAUAUACUCCGACAAAUCAGGUCGGAUUUUGUUACCCUGCCUUUCCAAGGGGCAGAAGUUCUAUUGGACAAUGUAAUUCCUCUUGCAGGUGAGGAUCACUUUUCUUCAGAAGCAGAUGCUGCUGUAAAUGAACUGACAAAAGGCACAUCUUUACUUGCGCAGGUUACAAAUUAUGACAGUGCAACAAGUCUUCCACUCAUUCAGUUAUGGAGCAUGAUGGCAGAUGAGGUGGCGUCUAUCAACUGCACCCUAGUGGAGAGAGGCUUUGCACAGUGGAUAGACAGCUAUUAACAAGCCCCAAUACAACUUUUAAACCAGAAAUAAAGUACUGCAUCUUUAUUGGGCUUGGAACAUGGAAAGGACCGUUCAUGGGGGAAAAAAAAGGAUAUUAAAAGCCAUACUUUUUAAAGCAGUAACCUAUGUACUGGUCUUGCCUUAACAUUUCAUCAACUAUAUAUGGCAGCAGUGAAAUAUUUAUUUAUUCAUAGUUAAUAUGCUCAAUGAUCUGUCUCUACUACAAUACAUAUGGCAGACUAUAAAAGGGCUAUUUGCUAUUGAAUGAGUGGUGAAACAGAAUUAUAAGCUGGUUUAUGUGACUUACAUUUAUGGAGAGUUAACCUACAUCGCUUACUUUCUGUGCAUCUAUUUCUACAACAUUCUGUCUGCCAAGUCUCUCGUAAUUUAUCAUUUUUGUAACUGUGCAAAACAUUGUAAAUAUAGAUAAAAAAAUCAAUGUAAUAUUUUGUAUUGAAACACAUUCAAAAAAGGAACUUUGUGUUCCUAAAUUUUGUCGACUUUUGCUUAACAGUUUCUAGGACCGAAUCAUGCAUUUUCUGGAAAUCUGUGUACAAACAUGAGUGGUGUGCUUAAAUAUACUGUAUGGUCAUGUGAUAAUUUGCUACUUCGCUGUACAAAUGUAAAAAGAAACAAAAAAUGAACAUUAUAUUGCAAGGGUGUGAUCUUUUUUUAUUUCAUGAGAAAUGUAUUUUUAAAUAUGUUAAAUUAAUAUAAAUCCACUGGAAAGUUAACUGUAAAAUGAAUUUUCCUGAACCUGUGGUGACCGGGAGGAAAGAUGAAAUAAUAAAGCACUAAGUAAAGCAUAACGUAUUAACUGAAUGUUGCUACUUUAUAGGAGUAAA